UCUUAAACCCCACCACAGCCUUCCCGCUAUACCCCGCAGAAACAUGUCUCAUGGACUCAAGCACACCGAGCUCGUCGGCUCCCUCGAUUGCGGCACGACAUCUGUUCGUUUCAUUCUCUUCAAUAAAUAUGCAGACAUCGUCGCCCAGCACCAGCUUGAGUUCCCCCAAUACUAUCCCCAUCCAGGGCAGGUAUGGCACGAGCAUGAUGUAGAAGAGAUACAGCAGCACGCGGAUAUAUGCAUUGCGGAAGCCCUCAACUCUCUCGAAGCAUCAGGCUUUUCGAAGCAGAGUGUGAAAGUCAUCGGUAUCACCAAUCAACGCGAAACUACGGUCGCAUGGAGUCGAAGCACGGGAAAGCCGCUUUGCAAAGCCAUCGUCUGGGCUGAUUCUAGGACGAAAAACACGGUCGCUCACUAUGAGCAAAAACUUGGUGAGACUGGGAUUCAAGUCUCGCCCGGUAUAUGGAAGAAGGAGAAGGAGGGCGUUGAAGCUCUUCGGGAGAUAACGGGUCUUCCUCUUUCCACCUACUUCUCAGCUAUCAAACUGCGAUGGAUGAUUGACAACUACCCCAACGUUUUUAAAGCACACAAUGCAGAUGAUUUAUGUUUUGGAACCAUCGAAUCUUGGAUUGUAUAUAACCUUCUUGGUGGACCCAAGACUAAUAUUCACAUCAGCGAAGUCUCCAACGCGUCUCGCACAUUGCUUCUCAAUACCGCGACUCUCAAAUGGGAGCAGUCUCUCGUCGAUUUUUUUGGCUUCCGUCCAUCCAUUCUACCCAAACUCGUUUCAACAUCCGAAGUGUAUGGCAACAUUGCAUAUGGCCCAUUGACUGGUGUACCGAUAGGUGGCCUAGUCGGUGACCAGCAAGGCGCUCUCAUUGGAAACAAGUGUCUUACUCGAGGCGAAGCCAAGUGCACUUAUGGGACUGGUGCAUUCCUUCUGUUCUGCACUGGUCACGAUAUUGUGAAGAGCAACCACGGAUUGCUGAGCACUAUUGCGUAUCAACCUGGUCCAGGUGCGAAGCCUGUAUACGCGCUGGAAGGAAGUAUCGCUGUUGCUGGUAGUGCGGUCAAGUGGCUUCGGGAUCAAAUGAAGAUCAUCAGCAGUGCUGCAGAAAUCAACUCCCUCGCUGCGCAAGAGCCUGAUACUGGCGGUGUUUACUUCGUCACAGCGUUCUCAGGGCUGCUGGCCCCAUACUGGGAUCCCGGAGCAGCCGGCCUCCUCAUAGGCAUUUCACAGUAUACCAAUCCCUCCCACAUCGCGCGUGCGGCACUCGAGGCUAACGCGUUCCAAACCCGCGCCAUCAUUGAGAGCAUGAAGCUCGAUUCUGGCUCUGAUCUGAAAGCUCUCAAGGUCGAUGGAGGGAUGACCAACGGCGACGUCGCGAUGAAAAUCCUGGCCGACAUUGGGGGCUUCAGAGUGAUCCGCCCUGAGAUGAGAGAGUCGACUGCGCUCGGUUCAGCCAUCUGCGCUGGAGCUGCUAUCAAACUUUUUGGCUGGGAUUUGACGAAACCCGAAUCCCUUAGCGAAGUCAACACCAAGGGUAACGUUGAGUUUACCGCUCACAGGAUUGAGGAAGAAAGGCAGAAAAAAUGGGAAAAAUGGCAACUAGCCGUUAAACGUUCAAGGAAUUGGGAGGAAGGUGAUGUCAGCAAGGCAUGA
Laccaria bicolor S238N-H82 is the source of this 1663-nucleotide messenger RNA. RefSeq names its product glycerol kinase (gene GK). NCBI's taxonomy places the organism in Eukaryota, Fungi, Basidiomycota, Agaricomycetes, Agaricales, Hydnangiaceae. Gene Ontology annotation, cellular component: mitochondrion. The transcript is spliced from 10 exons. Gene Ontology annotation, biological process: glycerol metabolic process; glycerol-3-phosphate biosynthetic process; triglyceride metabolic process. The record is from RefSeq and is a predicted model, not a curated record. The coding region runs from base 44 to 1663 and encodes 539 amino acids. Gene Ontology annotation, molecular function: glycerol kinase activity.